Engraulis encrasicolus (European anchovy) is the source of this 2247-nucleotide messenger RNA. RefSeq names its product thromboxane A2 receptor (gene tbxa2r). Gene Ontology annotation, molecular function: thromboxane receptor activity. Bases 211 to 1608 code for a protein of 465 amino acids. The transcript is spliced from 2 exons. The record is from RefSeq and is a predicted model, not a curated record. Gene Ontology annotation, cellular component: plasma membrane. Lineage: Eukaryota; Metazoa; Chordata; Actinopteri; Clupeiformes; Engraulidae. Gene Ontology annotation, biological process: adenylate cyclase-activating G protein-coupled receptor signaling pathway; inflammatory response; positive regulation of vasoconstriction.
GUGUGUACGUGUAUGUGUGUGGGUUUAUUUGUGUAUUUACGUGUGGGUGUUUGUCUUUCAGGAUCCCGCAGGAAUUGCACAGUCACAGGAUGACGUGAGCCUAGAUGAUGCAACCCUCUUGAGCACACAACUUUAACCGUCCUCUACACACGCAUCAACCUCUCACCUUUCACCUCUGCGCCCUAGACCUCCCCCAUCAAACAUUGAGCAAUGAUGUAUAGCAACACCACCAGCUCCUACCCUUACUCCUCCUCCCCAUCCUCCUGGUCCCCCACCAACGACACCUCCUCACCAUCGCCACUCUGCUACUCCAUCAACAGCCCGCCCUUCAAGUACGUGCCCUCCAUCGCCUCGGCCUACUUCUCGGCAAUCUUCAGCGGCCUGGGCCUGACCUCCAACCUGGUGGCCAUGGUGGUGCUGAUGCGCACCUUCCGCCGCACGCACUCGCGCUCCCGCUCCUCCUUCCUCACCUUCCUGGGCGGCCUGGUCUUCACGGACUUCAUGGGCCUGCUGGUGACCGGCUCCAUCGUGGUGUCCUACCACGUCACGCACUUCGACUGGCGGCGGCUGGACCCGCGCUGCCACUUCUGCAACUUCAUGGGCAUGUCGAUGGUCUUCUACGGCCUGUGCCCGCUGCUGCUGGGCGCCGCCAUGGCCGUGGAGCGCUUCAUGGGCAUCACCAAGCCCUUCUCGCGCUCGGGCAACAUGACGCGGGGCCGCGCCGUCGCCAUGGUGGCCCUGGUGUGGCUGUUUGCCGGCUGCGUGGCGCUGCUGCCUGUGUUGGGCGUCGGGUCGUACCACCUCCAGAUCCCCGGCUCGUGGUGCUUCCUGAACAUCAGCGCGGCGCCGCGCGACCUGCCCUUCUGCCUCAUCUUCUCGCUGGUCGGCCUGCUGUCGCUGCUAGCCUCCUUCCUGCUCAACACGGUCACCGUGGUGACGCUGGUGCGCGUGUGCUGCGGGCAGGAGGCGGUGCAGCGGCGCCGCGACUACGAGGUGGAGAUGAUGGUGCAGCUCAUCUUCAUCAUGAUCAUCGCCUCCGUCUGCUGGUGCCCCCUACUGGUGUUUAUUGCAGAGACUGUGCUGCGGGGGGAGUCGGCUGACGUCCGCAAGCUGCUGCUUUGGCUUCGCUUUGCCACCUGGAACCAGAUCCUGGACCCCUGGGUCUAUAUCCUGUUCCGCCGCUCCGUGCUGAAGCGCAUCUACCCGCGCAUGGACUGGUCCCGCGGCUCCAUCCUCACGCUCUACACUUCCGUGCGGAAGCUGACCCGCGGCUCCCUGGCCGGGGUGCUCUCCCAGGUGGACGAAGAGGCCCUCCCCAAGAGGAGCAGCGAAAGGCCCCCCAAGGGGAGGGCCGCUGAGCGGGUCGUCAGGAGAAGCGGCGAAGGGGUCAUCAGGGAGAGCGGUGAAGGGGCCCUCCCCAAGGGGCGCAGCGAAAGACCCCCCAAGGGGAGGGCCACGGGGGCCGCCGAGGGGAGUGGUGAAGGGGUCGUCAGGGAAAGCGGCGAAGGGAACGUCAAAGGGAGCGUUGAGGGAGCUGCCAAGGGGACAAGUGAUCCAUCGCCACUGGCAUCAACGUUACCGUCGCAGGUUCCAGCUGAGGAGUCCUGAUACCACACACAGACAUGUACAUACAUGCACACACACAACACACAUACAGUACACACACAGACACACACACACAGACACACAGACACACACACACACUGCCCUUUUCCUCAUCUUCCUUUUGUCGAUCGCACAGAAAAAACUGUCUGGCUAGAGGGCUGUGCAUCAGAGGACUGUGUACCAGAGGACUGUGCAGGAGAAAUGUGUGUAUGAGAGCACCAUGGACAAGAUGUGUGUGGAAGGACGACAGACGGUUGAAAACCUUCUGUCACUUUCAGUUUUUUUUUUAAUCAUCCCUGUUCUCUUAAAAAAAAUGUACAUUUUGAGUAAGGGUUCAUCAUUUAAUUUGUUUGGGUUCAUUCCCCCCCUCUUCCUCUUCAGGCUCCAGGCUAGCGCUGGGGACUGUGUGUCCCCGGCCGCUGCCUGCUGGUGUUUAUGGGAGCGUGCAGUAACGUACGCAGCUGUCAGGACGACCAUCUGGAGCCUGUCUAAGUCUGUCCUUCGCCGACUAACAAGCCCCUCGCCUUGCCUCGCCUCGCCUUCCCCUCGCCUUCCCCUCGCCUUCCCCUCGCCUCGCAACACCGCCUGUCUGGUCGCGGCCAUGUGUCAGUGUGUGUGUGUGAUUGUGUGUGUGUGAUUGUG